AUGCCAGACCCGGUGGAUAAGGAGCUCCAGCCUUCUGAUACUCAAGCUGCUCCUCUCGCGCCGACCGAUUUCGAACGGUCUGGCAAGUCAGACGAGGAUCAAAUAAAAGAGUCUGAAGAGAAGCGCAGUGCAGAAAGAAGACAAUCCGAAGAAUUCAAUGAGAAGAACGAAUCCCGACUCGCAGACCUCGAGGAAGUCAACACUGGUGCAUCUGAAGCACAAACAAUUUCCCGGGCGACAUCAGGUCCAAAGGACCCCCCAAAGAAGUCAUGGCACAAGAAAAUGAACCCUCUCCGCUGGGGCUCGCCACCUCCAGUCCCUGAAAAGUCAGUAAAGAGUCGGGAACACGAAGCAGGCUUUCUCAGCAGGUUGACGUUCCAAUGGAUGAGUCCUCUAAUGCAUGCUGGUUAUCGAAGACCCCUGGAACCGAAUGACAUUUGGACAGUCAACCCGGAUAGGUCAGUCGAGCCUCUGACUCUGAAAAUGAAGGAGUCGUUCCAGAGACGAGUCGAAGGUGGCGAGAAGAACCCUCUAUUUUGGGCCAUGCACGAAACCUUCAAGGCUGAAUUUUGGACCGGUGGCGCAUGUGCACUCUACACCAGUAUCAUACAAGUCAUCAGCCCUUUCACACUUCGAUACCUAAUUCAAUUCGCUGCCGAUGCCUAUGUAGCGAACCAAACUGGCGGGCCUCCGCCCCAUAUCGGCAAGGGUGUAGGCCUGGCUGUCGGUAUUACGCUGAUGCAAAUCACCCAAAGUUUGGGGACCAACCAUUACAUCUACCGAGGUAUGACAGUGGGCGGUCAGACCAGAGGAGUUCUGAUUGGCCUCAUCUAUGAAAAGUCGCUGGUCAUCUCCGGCCGCGCCAAAGCUGAGGGUGCUUUGCAGAGCAAUGUUCGCGAUGCAGAAGACGAUGCUAAAGCCAAGAAGAAAGCAAAGAAAGCAAAGAAGGCCAAACCAGAUGCUUCAGAUGGUACUGGCUGGGGAAAUGGUCGAAUCACUGCCUUACAGAGUGUCGAUACCUACCGUGUCGAUCAAGCUUCUGCUCUCUUCCAUAUGGUAUGGACAUCCCCGAUCCUGUGUCUACUUACAUUGGCCCUUCUUCUCGUCAACAUUACCUACAGCGCCUUGGCUGGUUAUGGUUUGUUGGUUAUUGGUAUGCCUUUCCUGACAAGGGCGAUCCGGAGCCUGUUCCAUCGACGACGAGCCAUCAACCUAAUAACCGAUCAACGUGUUUCUCUCACCCAGGAAAUUUUGCAGUCUGUUCGUUUUGUCAAGUACUUUGGUUGGGAAAAGGCCUUCCUAGAACGUCUGGGAGAUCUCAGAAACAAGGAGAUUCGCGCCAUUCAGAUCUUGCUCGCCAUCAGAAACGCCCUCAACGCCGUCAGCAUGUCGCUGCCCAUUUUCGCCUCUAUGCUUUCCUUCAUCUGUUAUUCCCUGACUCACAAUGGGCUUACAGCCGCUGAAGUCUUCUCAUCGCUGGCAUUGUUCAACGGCCUUCGAAUCCCCCUGAACUUGUUACCGAUGGUCUUGGGCCAAGUGAUUGACGCCUGGGGAUCUGUUCAGCGAAUUGAGGAGUUCCUGCUCCAGGAAGAGACAGUUGAAGACACGGUAUUUGAUGCAAAGGGAGAUGAUGCGAUUCGACUUGAGGAUGCUUCGUUUACUUGGGAGAAAUCUCACAAGGAGGAAGCUGGUAGAGAAGAGAAGGGCAAGAAGGAAAAGACAAAACAAGCUCCUCCUCCUCAGGUUGAGUCUUCUGGCGAUGAUACGAGCACUCUUGUUGAGGAGAGGGAGCCCUUCAAGCUUCAGGAUCUCAACUUCGACGUUAAAAGGAACGAGCUGGUUGCUGUCAUUGGUUCAGUGGGUAGCGGCAAGAGUUCCCUUCUAUCUGCCCUGGCUGGAGAUAUGCGAAAGACAAACGGCCAAGUUACCUUUGGCUCAUCCAGAGCGUUUUGUCCCCAAUAUGCUUGGAUCCAAAACACCACUCUCAAGAACAACAUUAUAUUUGGCAAAGAUAUAGACAAGGCAUGGUAUAACAAGGUCAUCCAAGCUUGCGCUCUUCAGGCAGAUAUCGAUAUGCUUCCUAAUGGUGAUUUGACAGAAAUCGGCGAACGCGGUAUUACUAUCUCUGGUGGUCAGAAGCAGCGUCUCAAUAUUGCCCGAGCUAUUUACUUCGAUGCUGAUAUUGUACUCAUGGACGACCCUCUCAGUGCUGUUGACGCCCACGUCGGACGACACAUCUUCGACAAUGCUAUUCUCGGUCUUCUUAAGGAUAAAUGUCGUAUCUUGGCCACUCAUCAGCUCUGGGUCCUGAGCAGAUGUGACCGCAUCAUCUGGAUGGAGCACGGAAAAAUCCAAGCUAUCGACACUUUUGAGAAGCUUAUGAGGGACCACAAGGGAUUCCAGACUCUAAUGGAGACUACUGCCAUCGAAGAGAAGCGCGAAGAGGUUGAAAAGCCUAUCGACGGCGAUGAGCCCACCGCGGACGAGAAGAAGAAGAAAAAGAAGAAGGGCGCUGCUCUGAUGACUCAAGAAGAAAGGGCCAGUGCUAGUGUUUCGUGGUCUGUCUACGGUGCCUACAUCAAGGCAUCCGGCUCGAUCCUGAACGCUCCACUGGUACUGUUCCUCCUCAUUAUAUCCCAAGGAGCCAACAUCGUCACGAGUCUAUGGCUGUCAUACUGGACUUCAGAUAAGUUCAAUCUGUCAACGGGUGUAUACAUUGGCAUUUACGCAGCACUCGGUGUUGUUCAGGCUAUUCUGAUGUUUGCAUUUUCGGUCGUCCUAUCUAUCCUUGGUACAAAGUCGAGUAAAGUCAUGCUUCGAAUCGCUGUCACUCGUGUUUUGCGAGCACCCAUGUCUUUCUUUGACACGACGCCCCUUGGACGCAUUACGAACCGCUUCUCCAGAGAUGUUGAUGUUAUGGACAACAACCUCUCGGAUGCGCUUCGCAUGUUCUUGCUUACCAUGGGCAUGAUUACGUCUGUGUUCAUUCUCAUCAUUGCGUUCUAUUACUACUUUGUCAUCGCUCUGGUUCCCCUCUAUGUUGCAUUCGUUAUCGCAGCUAUCUACUAUCGUGCAUCAGCCCGCGAGGUCAAACGCUUUGAGUCUGUUCUUCGAUCGCACGUCUUUGCUAAGUUCGGAGAGGGUCUCACUGGUGUGGCAUCUAUCCGAGCUUAUGGACUUCAGAACCGCUUCAUUAAUGAGUUGCGCGACUCUAUUGACGAGAUGAAUGGUGCAUACUACAUCACUUUUGCCAACCAGAGAUGGCUGUCCAUGCGAAUUGAUCUUAUUGGUGUACUUCUCGUCUUUGUUACAGCCAUCCUCGUUGUCACUUCACGUUUCUCCAUCAACCCUUCUAUUGGCGGUCUCGUCUUGAGUUAUAUCUUGUCAAUCGUGGGUAUGAUGCAGUUUUCAGUUCGUCAGCUUGCCGAAGUUGAGAAUGCCAUGAACGCUGUUGAGAGACUCUACUACUACGGCACGGAACUCGAAGAGGAGGCCCCCUCCCAUACAGUCGAAGUGCGCAAGUCAUGGCCCGAGAAGGGUGAGAUUGUCUUUGACAAUGUUGAGAUGCGAUACCGAGCAGGCCUCCCGCUGGUUCUCUCAGGAUUGACAAUGCAUGUCAAGGGUGGCGAGCGUAUUGGUAUUGUCGGACGUACUGGUGCCGGAAAGAGUUCUAUCAUGAGCACGCUCUUCCGUCUAGUAGAAAUCUCGGGUGGAAAAAUCACCAUUGAUGGACUUGAUAUUUCCACCCUUGGUCUUCACGAUCUUCGAUCUCGUCUUGCCAUCAUCCCACAAGAUCCUACGCUAUUCCGAGGAACUGUUCGCAGCAACCUCGAUCCUUUUAGUGAACACACCGACCUAGAACUUUGGUACGCGCUUCGCAAGGCAGAUCUCGUCUCUGCCGACGCCGAAACACCCGAGGACGCUCGCCGCACAAACGACCCUUCACGUAUCCAUCUCGACACAGCCGUCGAAGAAGAUGGCCUCAACUUCUCGCUCGGUCAACGACAGCUCAUGGCUCUUGCGCGAGCUCUGGUCCGAGGUGCCCAGAUCAUCGUCUGUGACGAAGCCACUUCAUCAGUCGACAUGGAGACAGACGACAAGAUACAGGCUACUAUGGCGGUUGGCUUCCGAGGCAAGACACUAUUGUGUAUUGCUCAUCGACUGCGUACCAUCAUUGGCUACGACCGCAUCUGUGUUAUGGAUGCGGGACGUAUCGCCGAGUUGGAUACGCCACUGCAUCUUUGGAAGCAGGGUGGCAUAUUCCGCAGCAUGUGUGAUCGCAGUGGUAUCAGAAUGGAGGACAUUCACGGUGCAAGGGAAGAACUCAGCAGUGCGGUUGGAGAGUCGAGUGGACAGUGA
Messenger RNA from Fusarium pseudograminearum CS3096, 4359 nucleotides. RefSeq lists its product as uncharacterized. The coding region runs from base 1 to 4359 and encodes 1452 amino acids. NCBI's taxonomy places the organism in Eukaryota, Fungi, Ascomycota, Sordariomycetes, Hypocreales, Nectriaceae. The transcript has 3 exons. Gene Ontology annotation, molecular function: ATP hydrolysis activity; ATP binding; ABC-type transporter activity. The record is from RefSeq and is a predicted model, not a curated record. Gene Ontology annotation, cellular component: membrane. Gene Ontology annotation, biological process: transmembrane transport.